Molecule: messenger RNA, 1951 nt
Organism: Megalobrama amblycephala (Wuchang bream)
Lineage: Eukaryota; Metazoa; Chordata; Actinopteri; Cypriniformes; Xenocyprididae
Gene: tmem234
Product: transmembrane protein 234
Exons: 5
Coding region: 1111-1542 (143 amino acids)
Source: RefSeq, a predicted model, not a curated record
UACAUAAAAGACAAGGGACAAAAAAAGGGAGAAAUAAGGGGAUAAGUACCAUACAUUUAUGGGGAAACAAUACUAAAAUAAAUAAAGGGAAAAAAGAGAGAAAGCUGAUUAAACUUGACCAUCAGAGCCAUCACAAAAGAACUGAUCACAUUUUGCAUUACUAGUUAACCUAAAAGAUUUAAGCAGUGAGUCUAAUUCAAUCAAAAAAUGUGCGAGAGUAGGAAGUGAGCUCAUAAAUUUCUGUUUGUGGAUGAAAAAUUUGGCAAGCAAAAUAUUUUUUUUUUAAAUAUAUUCUUUAGAUUCAGUGUAAUAAAAAAUAAUAUCUUUCAAAUCAAAAGAUUGUGUAUUAAUGGGGGUAUUAUUUAAAUGGGAGUAUAAGUUAGACCAAAACUUUUGAACCAAUUCACACGAAUAGAAUAAAUAUAUCAAUGUUUCGUCUUCAUGACCACAAAAUGAGCAAGUACUAGGAAUAUCAACAUAUUUGGAUAUUGUUGAAUUAGCCGAGUAUAUCUUAUGCAGUAUUUUAAAGUGGACUUCUUUAGUCUUAUUAGGAAUAAAAUAUUUAUAGGCUAACAACCAUGCUUUUCCCCAGUUGAUAUUAUAAAUUAGGGCAGCCCAAUGAGAUCUGCCUCAAAAGUCUUUUCAUUUAAAAUCUGUUUGCGUAUGUAUGACACAUGAACUGCAGAUCUGUAGCUGCAUUGGAUAGACAAUGGCCGCUUGAAAUGAGCGGCGUUCAUUUUGCUUAAACCCAUCUUUUUGAGUUGGAUAUCAGCAGGAAGUGAACCUGAACACAAAUUUCGACUUUCGUUUUGAAGUUGCCUUCAUUAUAAAGAUAUAUCGCUGCGUCCUUUGAAUGGGAUAUCAAUUCAAGUUGGAGUAUUUUUGAAUGAUAAGAACUUAGACUUUUUGAUAAAUAAUCCGAUUUUUUUACAUAAACAUUUUAUUCAUAGACGCAACUAUUUAAAGGUUAAAACGCCCCAUUUAAACGGAUGGAAGAAUCAUCUGAGGCUAUUUGCAAAAUCUCUUCAAUGCAUGACAGAAACGCCUUGAAACUCCUCUCUUCUUUGGACUAGUUUUUGUUUCUCGAUUAAGAUCCUCUCCCUUUCUGAAAUGGUGUCAACAAGUGAAGUGUUUUGUCUGUUUUUGGUCGCGAUCUUGUGGGGAGGAACAAACCCCUUCCUGAAAAAAGGCACAGAGGGCAUUGAAGGGGUUCAGAGGGACAACAGACUCCUCCAGUUUCUGGCUGAGGUCAAAUUCCUGUUUCUCAAUUUCAAGUAUUUGGUGCCAUUCCUGUUGAACCAAAGUGGAUCAUUAAUGUUCUACUUCACUCUUGCUUCUACGGAUCUAUCUCUGGCUGUGCCCAUGGUGAAUUCCCUCACAUUUCUGUUCACAUUACUAAUGGGUAAACUGCUUGGAGAAGAGUUUGGAGGAAAGAGAGCUCUGCUGGGAAUGUUACUCAUCAUGUCUGGAGUGACUGUGUGCAUCCUGAGUUCUGUCUCUGAGACGGACGGCACAGGGCUCCGCAACACAAGUGACCACUAAAACAUGCCACUGAAGGCGAUUGAGGAGAAAGCUUGGACCGUGGAUCUACUCCAGCAGUUGUGAAACAUAUUCACCUAAUUGAAAACUGACACAAUAUCUGUGCUGCUUCUUUUUCUGUAUAUGCUGUGAACUUUUACCAGGAGAAAACAAUGUAUAACUUUAAAACUGUGUUGGUGAAAUCCAAAUGUUUUGCACUUUAAUUGCAACUAUGGAAAGAGUCACUUUUAAGUGUAUGUGGAUUGUGGAACAUGGAAAAUAUUUGUAAAUGUUGUAUUUUUAACUGAAGUUUAUAUGGAUUUUAUUAAUAAUGUGAAAGUGCCCAUUAUUUAAAUACCUUUAUUUUAAAUGUCUUUUACAUUGAGGUCUUAUUUUGUUAGAAGAAAUAAAAAAAAGCAUAUUUUUCAAUGAA